This is a messenger RNA of Camellia sinensis, 3220 nucleotides long. RefSeq names its product caldesmon-like protein (Protein of unknown function, DUF593). The record is from RefSeq and is a predicted model, not a curated record. NCBI's taxonomy places the organism in Eukaryota, Viridiplantae, Streptophyta, Magnoliopsida, Ericales, Theaceae. Gene Ontology annotation, molecular function: myosin binding.
UCAUAAAACACUCUUCUUCUUCUUCGUCUUCUUCUUCUUCUCUCUCUCUCUCUCUCUCUGUGUAAAUAACAAGAAACCCUAGCAACAUCUAUGGCUGCCAACAAGUUUGCAACCAUGUUGCACAGAAACACCCACAAAAUCACUGUAAUCCUAGUCUAUGCAGUCCUUGAGUGGAUUCUCAUCUUCCUCCUCCUCUUGAACUCACUCUUUUCUUUUCUGAUUUCAAAGUUUGCUCACUACUUUGGACUCAAACCACCCUGCCUUUGGUGUUCAAGAGUUGAUCACAUGUUGGACCCAAACACUAGUAAAAGAAAUUCCUACAGAGAUCUUGUCUGUGAAGCACAUGCCACUGAGAUUUCCAAGUUGGGUUACUGUCCCAAUCACAAGAAACUGGCUGAUCAUCCCCAAAACCUGUGCAAGGAUUGCUUAUCCACGCACCCAAAACAAGCCGAGAAUUCCAUUGAAAUCUCAAGAAGGAUUGGCUUCUUCACAUGGGUUAGUGAGAACAGACUUGAAAAUGGUGACAAGAUCAAUUCCAAAUGUUCAUGCUGUGAUCAGAGCUUGAGCAAUAGCAAACGAGUCUACCCUUCUUUCUUGCUGUUUAAUCCCUCUUGGGGUACUUUGAAAGCUCAAGCAAUGGAUGAUGGCAAUAAUGAAAUUGAGUUUUCAGAUACAAGUAAUUCUGAUUGUUUUGCAGAUCACAACGUCAAAGAUCGUGACAUCAAACUAAAGAAAGAAGAAGAUAAAGAAGAUGAACAUCUGAUACUUUCUGAUGUUGAUAGUUUCAUUUCUAGUGGAAAUGGAGAUAUGAAUGCAGGUCCUGAAAAUGGAGAGAUCAGUCAAAUUUGUUGCAGAGAAGAUGAAUCAUUUAUUCUCAUGAAUCUGUCUCCGCGGAUUAGUACUUACGAUGAUGAAGAUAUUGAUCGAUUACUACCUAUUGCAUUGAUCGAUUCUUCGACUAUUGAAAGCCAAAUAUCAAGUGUGGGGGAGGAAGUUCCACUGGCAAAGCAUGACCGUCUAAAUGGAACUUCGGAUUCUGAACCAGAGAUCAAUAAACAAGUCAAAUCAGUGAGUGAGGUUGAAGAGAAGACUAGCUAUGGAGUGACAGAAAAAUUGGAGAUUGGUGAGCUUGUGACCUCUUCAAUUCCAAUGGAUGAACAAGGCAUACAAGAUUUAGUUGCCGGGACAUGUCAUCAACUUGCAGUUAGUGAAGCAGCUCAAACCCCGUGCUCUGAUGACAACAAUGUCGAAGCACCAGCCAUUAAAGAAACAGGUGAAGAAGAUGAGGAAGAUGAAGAUUGUGGAUUGUUGGGUGAUGAAAACAAAUGCAUAAAUAAUAACAUUGAUCAAGGUUCAAAGCAAAUCCAGAGCGCUACCUCACAAGAAACAACAAUUUUGGCUUGUAAAGAUUGUGAAGGGAUAAACUCACAUUUAUCGGCAAAUUCAGAGCUCAGGAAGGUUGAGGAAGAGAAGUUUUACAUGGAUGAUCUUCGCAACCUGCAUAAGAAACUACAACUAUUUGAGAAAAGAGAAUCCGGAACAGAGGAGUGUUGUGAUGGGAGUGUUAUUAGUGAAAUGGAAGGCGGUGAUGGAGCCAUGACCACUGAAAACCUUAAAUCAGCACUAAAAGCUGAACGUAAGACUCUAAGUGCUUUAUACGCAGAGCUAGAAGAAGAGAGGAGUGCCGCUGCAAUAGCUGCCAAUCAGACAAUGGCUAUGAUAACAAGGCUUCAAGAAGAGAAGUCGGCAAUGCAAAUGGAAGCACUGCAAUAUCAGAGAAUGAUGGAAGAACAAUCCGAGUAUGACCAAGAGGCAUUGCAGCUUCUAAAUGAGAUCAUGAUAAAGAGAGAGAAGGAGAAGCAAGAGCUCGAGAAGGAGCUAGAAAUGUAUCGUAAGAAGGUGUUUGAUUAUGAAGCGAAAGAGAAGAUGACGAUGAUGAUGAGAAGAAAAGAUGGGAGUGUUAGAAGUAGAAACUCUUCUGCUUGUGGCAACGCUGAUGAAACUGAUGAGCUGUCCAUUGAUCUUAAUCGUGAAGGAAGGGAUGAAGAUAGUAGUAGCUUUUAUGAGCAUCAAGAAGGGAGUAACAUUAGUACUCCUAUUGGCGCAGAUUUAAAUUUGGAGGAAUUGGGGGUAGAUCCUGUGAAACAUUUGAGCACGCUUGAUGAAUCAUUGGCAGAAUUUGAGGAAGAGAGACUGUCGAUUCUAGAGGAACUCAAGGAAUUGGAGGAGAAGCUUUUCACAUUGGCUGAUGGUGAGGAACAGUCGUUUGGGGAUGUAAAAAAAUCAAUUGGGCAUUUUGCAGACUAUGAUGGUAAAGAUGAUGACCACUAUGAUUUUAGCAGUCCAAAAGAAAAUGGGGUUUCACAUGGGUUUUCGGGGAAUUCAAAUGGAGAACAUUCUCCAGAGAGUGAUAUAACGCAUUCCAAGGCAAAGACACUCCUUCCUCUUUUUGAUGAAGAAGGGGAGUUGAAUGAAGACUGGAUCGAAUCUGGUUCCAAAUUUGAUUCGGUGAACAAGAAACUUGCUAUCGAAGAGGAUGUAGAUCAUGUCUAUGAAAGGCUACAAGCACUUGAAACCGACAGGGAGUUCCUAAAGCAUUGCAUAAGCUCCUUAAAGAAAGGAGAUAAAGGAAUGGAUCUUCUUCAAGAAAUUUUACAACAUCUUCGUGAUUUGAGGACUGUGGAGCUACGUGCAAGAAACAUAUGUGACAGUCCUUUAUUGUGAUCUUGGCUACAAAUGGGAAGAUGAGAGAUUGACGGAGGACAUUCCUCGUAUCAUCUGUAUUACGAGGUAGACUUCAUAAUCGAAACCUGAAACAAUUUUGGGCCUUCAAUUAAUCCUAGUUUUUGAAGGUUUCCUUCAAUAUUACUUUAUUUCCAUAGAAAGGUGGAGAGGUGAAGUGUGUCAGUUUGUAUGUUGGCCUACGCAAGUUGCAAAACUUUCUUUGUUUUCCUUUGUGGGGGAUGACAAGCAAAGAUGGCUAACUGGCUGCACCGAUGUAUUUAAUUAGCGAGGGACAAGGUUGUUUUGAUUUGUAAAACAUGCAUACAUUAUAUCUAAAUGAAUGGGGUUUUGUCACUGAUGGAGCUGAUAGUAGCAGUGAGUUUGUUAUAUGCAUAUCAUGAAAGGUAAGACUAGUUUUCAUAUUACAUUUUGCCUCGAGCAAUGUAGUUGCCAAUUUUCCAUCUCUGAAAGUGAAAAACAUUAAUAUUUUUAACCC